AUGGAAACGUUCCAAGUGACAACAGCAGCUGUUGAUGGAUGUAGUGUUCAUAAUUCCAAGUACCGAUCGAAGUUUAAUCAUGCUGUUAAUAUAAUUCGACGUUCAACGAAGUUUAACAAACACGUUUUUCAUGAAUUACCUAAACGAUGUUGUUCGUGUGAUCGAUCUCAAUGUAUUGAUACUCUACGGAAUAAAUACGAUGUUCACAUUCACAUCAUCGAUAGAUCGUCCAGCAAAGUACUUAUCAAAAAGAGCAUCAAUGUCAGAAACAAAGACGGUAUAGAAGAAACAGUUUCUGCUGACAAAUUUCGCGUGUUAAUUCGAAGAAAAUCCAAAUUGACGACAGAUAUAAUUCCAUUCGAUGAAAUCGAACAAGAGAUCAGUGAAAAAUUGGAGGAAGCAAGUAAAUUUCGAUUUAUUCAAAAAGAAUUUACCUUUGAUGAGAAAGGUCAAUUUCAACUCGUGUGUCUUCCAUUCGAAUUAACACUCUCAUCGGAAGAAAUUUGUCGAACCGUGAGGCGUUCUAUUAUGAAGAAAGGCGAAAACCUACGUAGUUUAGAAGAUCAAUACAAUAUUCGCUUACAUAUCAUCAAAAAUGAAAAAUUGAAUUCCAAAUAUUUUGAAAAGAUCGUCAAGCAGCAAAAUGGAAACGCUUCGGGGAAUUUCUAUUUAUUCAUCACUCAAACCAGCAGAUUUUUCGAAGCACAAUUUAUUGGAGAAGUGAUCGUAUUAAUAGCGCUAUCUACAGUAUAA
Molecule: messenger RNA, 753 nt
Organism: Adineta ricciae
Lineage: Eukaryota; Metazoa; Rotifera; Eurotatoria; Adinetida; Adinetidae
Source: the annotation of a GenBank genome assembly